Molecule: messenger RNA, 840 nt
Organism: Haemonchus placei
Lineage: Eukaryota; Metazoa; Nematoda; Chromadorea; Rhabditida; Trichostrongylidae
Source: the annotation of a GenBank genome assembly
AUGACUUAUGAAAAGCGAGAGGUGUACGAUGGAUUCCUGCCUGUGGUGCAGCAUAUUUCCUAUAUACAAGCUGCUGGGAUAUUUUCAGGCAAGAUGGAGUUACUUGAUAGUCUUGAGCUAGUCGAGAGGUAUGCAACUGCAUCUGUGCAUAGCACGUUCCGAGACCGAAUGCGCCAUUAUGAUUAUUUGAGCGACGUGGAGUUCAAAAUAGAUUAUCGCUUCACCCGCCCCGUUUUCAAUAACAUUUGCCAAAUGGCGCAGGACGAUCUGCAACGACAGCAAGGAAGGGUGUUUGAUCUGUCGCUGGCAGAUCAAGUUUCCACUAGCAUACACCUGCUUGGAAGAAACGUAAUGCAAAGCGAUGCGGCAAGAAUUGCCGGGUGCCACCAGACCCCUGUGGGAGACGCUUUGUUUGGAUUUGUGAGGGCCUUGAAUAGAAGGGCAGGCCAAUUCAUAUUUUGGCCUCGAGCAGAAGAGAAGAUUGAAAUUAGACGCAAAUUUUACACCAAGUUUGGCAUUCCGCGUGUGACUGGUGUCAUUGACGGCACUCACUGCCGAAUACAGCGGCCCACCGAAGGAGAAGAAGACUAUGUGAAUCGAAAGGGGUACCACAGUCUUAAUGUAGGCGUUGUGGUCGAUUUUGAUAUGCGAAUUAGGGGGGUAAACUCGAAAUGGCCGGGAUCAGCACACGACUCUCGGGUAUUCAGAACGUCAAUUUUGUACGACCAGUUGAAGAAGGGUGAGCUUCAAGGAGUUCUCUUGGGGGAUUCGUCAUAUGGUUUAGAGACGCUUCUGCUCAAGAUACUAGACUCUACGAAAAACCCGAAAAGUAUUCAGUAA